UCUGUGUCGAAUCUUCUUGAUCCGGGACGUUUAAUAUUUUUGCAAGAGCUCUAUAUGAUCACACGACUACAUUUUCUGUUUUAACAAGUACCUUGGAAGAAGAUUCGAUUCAACUGCAGUGCGCAUGAUGGGAACAUUCUUUGGAAUGUUACAAACGGUGAUAUACAUGGCUGUGGCGUUAUUCUCACCGGCUCUGGCUCUCCAAACAUGUGCAGGUAUCCCACUCUGGAUGUCCAUCGUGAUUGUCGGACUUGUGGGAACUGUCUACACGUCCAUUGGUGGCAUAAAGAGCGUGGUGUGGACGGAUGUAGUGCAGUCUGUGUUCAUGUUUGGGGGCAUGGUGCUGGUGAUAGUGCUGAGCAUGGGCAGGAUCGGGACUCUUCAGGAAGUAUGGGAAAUCAACCUCCACGAGGAACGAAUACAGUUUAACGAGUUAAGCCCCGACCCCCGUGUUCGUCACAGUGUUUGGGGAAUAUGUCUGGGAGGUUUCUUCAACUGGUAUGUCAACAUGUUCAUCCAGUCAACCAUGCAGAGAAUGUGCGCCAUUCGGUCAAUGAAAGGAGCUUCGAUAGCCUUCCUACUGAACAUCCCCAUGCUCCUGCUGUACGGUGUCCUGCUGGUGAUCACAGGACUGUUCCUUGUCGCCUACUACUUCACCACCAAGUGUGAUCCGUAUGAGGCGGGACACAUCACCAACAGGAACCAGAUGAUGCCGUUCUUUGUGUUGGACGUCCUCAGCACAUACCCUGGCCUGGCAGGCCUCUACAUGUCUGCCCUCUUCAGCGGAGCGCUCAGUUCUCUGUCCUCGGGAAUCAAUGCUUUGGCCGCCAACACAGUGGAGGACGUUCUGGCAGUCCCCCUGCGCCGAGCUUCAGAGAGGACAUCCACCAUUGUUGCCAAAGUGGCAGUGUGUUUCUACGGUCUGCUGGCUAUAGGACUGGCGUAUCUGAUUCGAUCACUCCAGGGGCCCGUCACACAGAUGAUACAGGCUGUUGAUGGAGCUGCAGGUGGUCCUUUGUUGGGGAUGUUCUUCCUGGGAGCUGUUUUCCCGAAGGCAAACAAAGUGGGAGCUCUGUGUGGAGGUAUUUCAGCUCUGGCGGUUACUGUAUCAAUCAGCGUCCUGCAAAAACAACAUGGAGUUGCGACCGCGCCUUUACACCCCGCACCUCUAGACGCAUGCGCAGUGGAAUCAUAUCAAGCGAAUAGCACCAUGACAUUCACAACCCUUGAACUUCCCAAUACAACAUUCCCACAGGAUGAUAUUCAGAUAUCCCAUCCCAACACAUUGUCUGACGUGCCCUUCCACCUGUAUGAUGUGUCCUACAUGUGGUACGGCUUCAUUGGCUUCUUGGUAGCGAUGGUUGUUGGAGUAAUCACAAGCCUGAUCACGGCAAGCAGAUAUCCUCAAUCGCUGGACCCGCAACUGCUCUUCCCGUUUGCCCGGCGACUGUGGAAGGUAUCCGGUACAAGCGGGGUACAGCUGACACCUUUACCAGGGAAUGAGACUUACAUACCUUCACAGAAACACAGCCAGGAGGAAACUGUACCUACCUUCAACACAGCAGCACUGAGGUCGCAUCAACUGUAAAGUUGCACCAAGAAACAGUCAGAUUUAAGAGGAAGACGUUUUAACCACCAUGUCCAUUAACUGAAACACUCACUCCGGGAGCAUAACUGGCGGCCUUUUUGCACCUAAUGCCUUGCGUCACACUUACCAUUGUUCAUACAAUCUCUAUUUUGGUUAUUAAAAGGGUCCAACAACCUUGCGGACAUCUUUGAAAUGGACCAUGGUUGAUUAUCUAAAAAUUCCAGAAUAAACAUCAUCCCCAAAAUAUUUAACUAUCGUCACUUCCACAUUACUGCUUAC
This is a messenger RNA of Haliotis rubra (blacklip abalone), 1867 nucleotides long. Its product is annotated as sodium-coupled monocarboxylate transporter 1-like. Gene Ontology annotation, molecular function: symporter activity. Lineage: Eukaryota; Metazoa; Mollusca; Gastropoda; Lepetellida; Haliotidae. The record is from RefSeq and is a predicted model, not a curated record. The coding region runs from base 125 to 1588 and encodes 487 amino acids. Gene Ontology annotation, cellular component: membrane. Gene Ontology annotation, biological process: sodium ion transport; transmembrane transport. The transcript has 14 exons.